Messenger RNA from Candida albicans SC5314, 2301 nucleotides. RefSeq names its product AAA family ATPase. Bases 1 to 2301 code for a protein of 766 amino acids. Lineage: Eukaryota; Fungi; Ascomycota; Pichiomycetes; Serinales; Debaryomycetaceae. Gene Ontology annotation, cellular component: cytoplasm. The record is from RefSeq and is a predicted model, not a curated record. Gene Ontology annotation, molecular function: ATP binding; ATP hydrolysis activity. The transcript has a single exon.
AUGUCAUCGAAAUCAUCGUCUAAGAAGAAAAACAAUGGGGUAUCUACUCCAGAACUGUCUACCGCACCAGCAAAGAAAAUAAAAAUACCAAAGUCUUUUAUUGUCAGACCCAAUGUGCCAACCAACAACAAAUCCGUAGCCAAUGUCUAUAUAAACCCGGAAAUACUAUCAGCAAUGGAACUUAAUAAUGGGAACUUGGUGUUAGUGUCGUCAAGUGAUAGUGGGUCUGCUGGGGUUGUGGCAACUGUUUACUCUUCUAACGAUAUUGUUGAUAAAAAUGUUAUUACUAUAUCCUUCCCGUACAGACAACUCUGUGGACUUUUGCUUGGUGAUAGAGUUGAACUCGUCAAAUUUAUGAAUCAGCCACAAUAUGCCAGUGAUAUUUCCAUAAGUGGAGUUGAAGAAACUGUUACUGAAGAUGUGAGACUGGCAUUGCUUGAUAUUGGAUUAGUUUAUCCUGGGUUGCAAAUAAAUGUUGACAACAAGAGAAUUACCAUUGUUGAUGUAAACGACAGUUUGGAUGCAUCCAUGGACAAAUUAUCAAUCAAGGAUAGUGACUCCUUAUUGUCUGUUCACACUGUGUCACCACCAUAUUUGUUCUCACCAACAACGUCUAUCAAUGUAGCAACACUGUCAUUCCCUGCACGGUCCAAGUAUCCCAACUUACCACAACAAAUCACAUACGAUCAAGUUGGCGGGUUAUCAAAGCAAAUUGAAUUGUUAAAAUCAACUAUUGAACUUCCAUUGAAUAAUCCAACUUUAUUUUCUGAUUUUGGGAUUUCACCACCACGAGGAAUUUUAUUACAUGGUCCACCCGGAACAGGUAAAACCAUGCUUUUAAGAUGUGUGGCAAACUCUAUUACUGAAGCACAUGUCUUAACAAUCAAUGGUCCCAGUAUCGUCUCUAAAUAUUUGGGUGAAACAGAAAACGCCAUUCGAGACAUUUUCAAUGAAGCUAAGAAAUUCCAACCAUCGAUUAUUUUCAUGGAUGAAAUUGAUUCAAUAGCACCCAGCAGGACUUCAGACGAUUCAGGCGAGACAGAAUCAAGAGUGGUAGCACAAUUAUUGACCGUUAUGGACGGAAUGGGCGAUAAUGGAAGAAUUGUUGUUAUUGGUGCUACCAACCGUCCCAACUCAAUUGACUCGGCGUUAAGAAGACCAGGAAGAUUUGAUCAAGAAGUUGAAAUCGGGAUACCAGAUGUUGAAGCUCGUGAAGAGAUUUUGACCAAACAGUUUGCAAAGAUGAAUUCUGAAAAGUGUCAAAUAACUAAAGAAGAGAUUGCAAGUAUUGCUUCCAAAACCCAUGGGUAUGUUGGAGCAGAUUUGACGGCGCUAUGUCGGGAAUCAGUGAUGAAAGCAAUCAAUCGUGGCCUAACUGUUGGUAUUCCACAAACCGCGAUUAAAGUGACAGUUGACGAUGUGUACCAUGCGUUGCCGGAAAUCAGACCGAGUGCCAUGCGUGAGAUUUUCUUGGAAAUGCCCAAAGUACAUUGGUCGGAUAUUGGGGGACAAGAAGAAUUGAAACGGAAACUAAUUGAGGUUGUUCAAUUACCCUUGGAAGCUAGUGAUUCAUUUAAAAACUUAGGUGUCUCUUCACCCAAGGGGGUUUUACUUUACGGCCCUCCAGGUUGUUCGAAAACUUUAACUGCCAAAGCUUUGGCAACUGAAUCUGGACUUAAUUUCUUGGCGGUCAAAGGUCCAGAGAUUUUCAACAAAUAUGUUGGUGAAUCAGAAAGAGCCAUUCGAGAAAUCUUUCGCAAGGCUAGGGCUGCAUCGCCGUCGAUAAUUUUUUUCGAUGAGAUUGAUGCUAUUGCUGGUGAUAGAGACGGGGAUAGUUCAACCACGGCGGCACUGAAUGUGCUCACGUCUUUGCUUAAUGAGAUUGACGGGGUUGAAGAAUUGAAAGGUGUGGUUAUUGUUGGUGCCACAAAUAAGCCAACAGAAAUUGAUCCAGCAUUGUUGAGACCAGGACGAUUGGAUCGUCAUAUAUACGUUGCCCCGCCAGACUAUGAUGCCAGAUUGCAAAUAUUGCAAAAAUGCAGUCGCAAGUUCAAUUUACAAAGCGGAGACGAAUCUGUGGAUUUGCAAAAGUUGGCAGAAUUGACUGAUGGGUGCUCUGGUGCAGAGGUAACAUUAUUGUGCCAGGAAGCAGGGUUGGCUGCUAUUAUGGAGAAUAAAGAAGCAACCACAGUUACUAACAAACAUUUCGAGCACGCACUCAAAGGCAUAUCAAGAGGUAUAACUCCGGAAAUGUUGGAAUACUAUGAAAAAUUUUCAAAGAAAAGUGGGUUAAAUAUAUAA